Molecule: messenger RNA, 5259 nt
Organism: Colletes gigas
Lineage: Eukaryota; Metazoa; Arthropoda; Insecta; Hymenoptera; Colletidae
Gene: CenB1A
Product: arf-GAP with coiled-coil, ANK repeat and PH domain-containing protein 2
Exons: 12
Coding region: 273-3014 (913 amino acids)
Cellular component (GO): cytoplasm
Molecular function (GO): GTPase activator activity; protein binding
Source: RefSeq, a predicted model, not a curated record
GUUCUUUAUGAAGUUCUCGCACGACCAUCGUCGUGCAAAUGUUGCCGGCACUGGGAACAUCGUGUCGAAUCGUGAAUAACUUCAAUGUGCUCUGCACGUUUGACAGAAGAGAGGGGAAUGCGUGUUGUUCUCCGUAAAUGUGAACGGUUUAUGUUAAUAGUCUUUCCAAAUGAUCGUGCCGUUUGAUGAGAAAUAGUGAACGGAAAAAUUUCAAGAUUGCAGUUCGUCGGACGAUACUGCGCUUGAAAAUUCCGCGUAACGGAUAGUACAAAAUGAAGCCUUUAAUCGAAUUUGAAGAAUGUUUGCGAGACACGCCAAACUUUCGGCUAUGCAUCGAGAAAGUGGAAGCAAAUGUUGAUCUGCUCGAACAAAAGUUAGACAAGGUGUUAAAAAAUUGUGGCCAAAUGAUUGACACUGGAAAACUGUUCAUUGGACAGCAAAGCCAAUUUACCAAUAGCCUUUGGGAGUUAUCUCUAUACUUUAACAAUGACUCAGAAAUAAUGGCUUUUCUAAACAAAUUAAUUCAUGCUUUGCAAGAAAUGAACAAAUUUCAUACUAUCUUGCUAGAUCAAGCAUCUAGGACAGUAGUUAAAGAUCUUAAUUCCUUCAUUAAAAGUGAUAUCAAAACAGUAAAAGAAUCUCGUCAUUACUUUGAAAAAAUUUCUGCUGACUUGGACAUAGCUUUAAACAGAAAUUCACAAAUUCCAAAGUCCAGACCUACAGAAUAUGAGGAAGCUUCCAAUAUUCUAUCCGCUACUCGAUCGUGUUUUCGACACACUGCUUUGGAUUAUAUUCAUUCAUUGACAAUGAUACAGGCGCGUAAAAGACAUGAGAUAUUGGGCACAUUACUUAAUUACAUGCAUGCAUGUAUUACAUUCUAUCAUCAAGGAAGCGAUCUUGCACAAGAUUUAGAACCAUUUUUAAAAGAUCUUGGUGAAAAUUUAAUUAAAAUGAGAGCUGACUCUGUUAAACUUGAAAAGGAAAUGGAAAAUCGGCAUAUUUAUGUUACAAACAGAGACUUAAUACCUUUCCCGAUGCCUGGCAAUCCAAAAAUGGAAGGGUAUCUUUUUAAACGAACUAGUAAUGCGUUUAAAACAUGGAACAGAAGAUGGUUUUGUUUAAAAGACCAUCAACUGGUAUACAGAAAAAGAACUGGUGAUAAUGAUUAUACAAUUAUGGAAGAAGAUCUUCGCCUUUGUACUGUAAAACCAGUGGUUGACUGUGAUAGAAGGAAUUGUUUUGAAGUAUUGAGUCCUACAAAGAGUCACAUAUUACAAGCUGAUAGUGAAGAAGCAUAUUUAGGGUGGGUAACUGCUAUGCAGCAAGCAAUCGGUGCUGCUAUACAAAGAGGUAUGGGUGCUGGUACUAUUGUUAGUAUACGGGAAUCACAAUCACAGAAUAUUAGAGGUUCAAGCAGGCAACAGUCAAAGCCUAAAUCAAGGGUCUGGGAACAAAUCCUAAAGAUUUCUGGAAAUGAUACUUGCUGUGAUUGUGGUGGUGCUAAUCCAAGGUGGGCCAGUAUCAACCUAGGAAUUACACUUUGCAUAGAAUGCUCUGGAGUGCAUAGAAGCUUAGGUGUUCACUAUAGCAAAGUUCGUUCUCUUACAUUGGAUGACUGGGAACCAGAAAUAUUAAAAGUAAUGGCAGAGCUUGGAAAUACUGUAGUAAAUAAUGUUUAUGAGGCUUUGCCUGUUCCUUCCAGUAUGGUUAGAGCUACACCAAAAUGCAAUGGUAAUAUACGCGAAGCUUGGAUAAGAGCAAAAUACGUAGAUCAUAAAUUUGUAAGACCCUUGAGUAACAUUAUUACAUCUGGACAACAUACGAGUCGCGAUAAAAUGCAUUUCCGUAAAUGGAGUGUCCGUAAAUUACGCCGUAGACCACGAAGCUGCGACAAGAUUGAUAGUAAUAAUCGUAACAAAACAACAACACUAUCUUCCGUAACAGAAGGUCACCAUUCUAAUAGUUCCGAUGACAGUAAACACACGUCGAUCGAAAGUUUAAGUUCUGUCGACAAAGUGAAAAAAGUGGAAAGAAGUUCCUUAAGUUCCGACGAUAGCUCGAAUCUAGAUCUAAAAAAUGAUUCUACCCUAUACGGAAAGAUAUUAACACGAUCGCGUAGCGAUAUGCAAGAAAGUAAUUCCAAAACCACUAUUACCAGUACGGAAUCGAAUAUCGAAAACGAACGUAAACCUUAUAUUCCUGAUAUAAAAGACAAUACAAUAUCCACGAGUAACUCUGAGAAUAAUUUACCACUGAAAAGUGAAGUGUCCUUAAACGCAGAGAUUUGUGAUGUUAAAGAUGUAGAAAAUAAGGAUAUCGGAGCCGAAAAUCAGUGUACAGAAAAGGUAGAAUCGGACGUAUUAAUGUUUGGAUGCGAUUUACCAAAGCCAACAAUUGAUAACAGUUUAGAAUUAAGUUCGGAUCAAGACUCGACUGCCGGCGAAGAUGAGGAAUUCACAGACGAGGAAGAUAUUGAGAAUUUGCAUCCUGAGAUGUUACUUUAUAAAGCUGCUGCAGCGCACAACCUUCCCGUAAUGUGUGCAGCUUUAGCGGCUGGUGCUGACAAGUCAUGGUCAAAUGUUAAUGACAGAGGUCGUAAUGCUUUACACCAAGCGAUUAUAAGCGGUUCCGUAAUGUCGUGUGAAUAUCUCAUCUUAAACGGAGCACGCAUCAAUUGCCAGGAUGCUGAUGGAAAAACACCAUUGUAUUUAGCCACGGAAUUAGGCCACACUGCCCAAGUGUGCUUGCUUCUAAAGCAUCGUGCUGAUCAGCAUAUUAAAGACGAGAGUGGUAUAAAACCCUUGUCCAUAGCUGUGAAAGAAGCUAACGCGGAUAUUGUAACUCUAUUACGACUUGGCCUUUUGAACGAGGAAAUGAAAGACUCAGAAAUCGGAAUUAGCGGUGAUGAAACCUUUAACGAUGUUGUACGUGACUUUAGCCAAUUAGCUUGCUCUCAUCCAGAACGGUUGCAACGACGAAAUGAGAGUAGUAAUGCGUCACAACCGCCCGAAUGAGUUUUAAGGAUGUGCAAAACUUAUUUGCAAAAUGUAAAAAGCAUGCUACAACGUAAAGAAAAGAAGGAGAAGAAUACAUCGAAAAUGUCGUCUUUCAGUUCCUUGCAGGGUAAUAAGGUUGAUUACGAAUAAACAAGGUAAGUAUGCAGAAUCGACCUCUAAAGUUAUAUCGUAUCAUUGAAAGAAGACAGAGAAAUGUUUAAAAAAAGUUGCGUCUCUCUUUACUCUUUGAUCUCCGAACAACGGAAAUUAUUUAAAUUUUGCUAGUAUCUCUUUUGUACUUGUAUUUUUGAAAACCAAGAGACUUUCACAUUAUUUGCCAAAAUGAGAAAUAAGUAUAUGUUAUAUUUUGCUUACGCAUGAAAUUAUGCUAUCCAAUGAUAGAAUGUUAAGACAGCAAGUGUUUUUGUGUGCCUUCUUUCCCGUUUUUCUCUUCAAUUUACAGGAAAAGAAAAUGAAAGUAACUUCAUAUUUAAAUCAAACACUUCUUCCGAUAUUUUUUAAAGCGUGAUCGUAUGAUUUAAAAAAGAAGCCUAAAGUUAAAAAAAUUUACAAGAAUAUAACACAAAUACAGUUUGAAAUUUGAAAAUUUCUGCAGACAUGUACGAAAAAGUGUAAACUAUUAUUAGUAGAUAUUUGUAUAUCAUUUAUGUGAUAUGAAAACCGUGACAAAAUAGUUUUAACUCUGUUGUAUGAAAAGUUCUACUAUUAGCCGACAUGUUUUCAAUAUAACGUGACCUUCAGAGGUAUCUUUGGAACAAACAAUUUUAUACGUAUAUCUGUUUUUAUAUACUUAAUACUACCAGUAAAGUAUAUACAACUGGCACUAAAGUAAUUGUUUAUGUUUGUUUAAUUGUAGUAAUCUGAUAUUAUAUAUUAAUAUCAAAUUAAUUCAACUAUGACAUUAUUGAUACAUAGAAUUAUGUAGUUCGUCUAGAAGUUGUAUUUAUAAGUAGCUGUAUACUGCAUCUAUUGAAUUACCAAAAUAGACUAAAGAUGAUUCCAUAUAGUUACUGAUUAAUAUAAGUCACGUAACGAAUUUGUUGCCAAAAAUUAACCGUUUGUACAUAAAUCUUGUAGAUUUGACGACUAUUUGACGUUAUACUUGAACGAAUAUUUUAUUUCCACGAAUUACGUAGAAUUAAUAUCGCAAAGGCAUAAUUUAACGAAAAAUAUAAGAAUUUUCGUAUUUACAAUUUUUUGUGACAAAUUUUAAUGAACUUUUCUAUAUCGUAUUUAAAUUAUGAUUCGAUUUCCUUUUCACGAUUUCUACAACGAAUAAGUUCUGCUUCAUUUACGUCUAUUUUAGUACUAUAUACAUUUGCAUUAAACAGUAUUUGUGAAACAUUCAUAGGUUAAUGCAUGAUUUUUAGCCUGCAAUACAUAGCGGAAAAAAAAAAUUUAGGUGUGAAAAAAAAAUAUUAAUCAUUGUUACGAAUAUUUUUCAUGAAUAUUAUUCGUGUAGAGGCUUUAUUGAUAGUUAUAAUUCAAAGAGCGAACCCGGAUCAUUGACACUUGUUUGAACUUGGACGAACAAAAUUUUUAUGAAAAACAUGACAUGAUUUUCAAAUUUGAUAUAUUACCAUAGAUUUUGUUUCGAAUCUGGUAUUCGAUUUUAUAAGAAUCUGUUUAAUAAUUAAUACGAUGGCGCCUGUAUGUAAGCAUACUUAUAAUUAAAAUUAGAUACUCAUUGUUGCACAAUUAAUUAGCAACAAACUGUUUUCCAGUUUAAUAUGUACACUGUUAUAGAAUUUUCAUUUACAUUCGCACACUUUACAACGCGAAUUAACUUUAAAAGAAUCUUGGUAUUUGGUAAUUUCAUGUUUUCAAGACUGUGUGGUCGUGUAUGUCGAAAAUUUCAUUCGAAUAGAGAAUCGAUACCACGUAUUAGUACUUUGUAUUUUGUACUUAUAUUUUUGUAUAUGUUUUAUAUGCAUAAUCGACAGAAGGAAAACAACAAAAUAUACACAAUCGAAUCUUUUUAUUGUACGGACGAAAAUUGUCUUCCGAAAUUGAGAACUGUCUUUUUUACCAUCGAAGAACUACAUUAUAAUGUUAUUCUAAAUUUUAUUUCAUGCUACGAUUGCUCGAUCCAAUAAGCAGUAUUUUUUAUAUUGUAACGUUAUCGAUUGUUUCUAAACGAGAACACCGCCAGUACUGCCUAAUGUGAAAUCGUUGUUAUGAUAUUCUACAAACAUCUAUACAUAAGUUGAGAAAAUAAUAUCAUUGUUUCACUGUUACACGU